CGUCGGAGGGUUUUUCCGGCCACACACCGCCGGGCAGCUCACCAUUAUUUGCUCGCAGGUGAUCGGACAUAAACGGAGCUUGGAAGAAAGGAGUACGGGCUUGCCGGAAUAUUUGCUCCCCGUACAACGCCACAACAUUUUGUGUAGUAGAUUGAGGUUUCUGUGUUGGUGUCCUAUUGUUAGUGUUGCGUUGAAGGGUUGGUUUUUGUUGUUGGUGUCCUAUUGCUAGCUUCCUUUGUCUGCUGCUGCAGUGUGCUGGCGUGCAACAUGUGUUGUUUUUUUUGGAGUUUGCUGCUGUUGGUUUUUCUUAGGUUCAGCUGGAGCUGGUCUCAAAAGGCUGUUACUAGUUGUGUGUAGCUGUUGUUUGGGCUGUCAUGCUGUUUUGUGACUCUGGUUUUUUAUUUUAUUUUUUUCUGGUUGGGUUCUGCUUUCUCAUGUGGGCUGUACAUGGUGUCCUUGUUUGUAAAUGGGUUACUUUCCUAUUUUAGUUUCUUAGUCAUGUGGCUUUCUAUGGUUUAUGUUCAGGUUUUUUUUAUGGUUAUUGCUGUCUUUUCUUAUUUUUUAGUUUUUUUUAUGGUUUUUUUGUAUUCUUUUGUCUUUUAUAUUAUGACUUAUUCACCCAAAAAACAAAAUAUACAUAUUUGUCAAAAUAUUACAUGUUUUACGAUGUUAUAGCCUAGUGGUUUACGUAUCUAUGGAUUUUUCUUCUCAUUUUACUUUAUGACUAAGUUUGAUUUAUGCAGGUUAAAGAAGCAGGUACUAGCGUCAUUUGCCAAGUCAGGAUGCAAAAACUCGCAAAAGAGUUUGGGGUAGUGAUACCAGUUAGCUUCUUUGAAGAAGCAAACAAUGCCCAUUACAAUUCAGUAGCCAUAAUUGAUCCUGACGGCACAGAUCUUGGACUCUAUAGAAAGUCCCAUAUUCCAGAUGGACCAGGUUACCAGGAGAAGUUUUACUUUAAUUCAGGAGACACUGGCUUUAAGGUUUUUCAAACUAAAUUUACAAAAGUUGGAGUUGUAAUUUGCUGGGAUCAGUGGUUUCCAGAGGCAGCCCAAGCUAUGGUUCUCCAAGGUGCAAAAAUAUUAUUUUAUCCUACUGCUAUUGGAUUUGAACCUCAAGAUACAAGACUUGAUUCUCGUGAUCACUGGACGCGAGUGAUGCAAGGGCAUGCUGGGGCCAAUUUGGUACCUCUAGUUGCUUCAAAUCGCAUUGGGAAGGAGAUCAUCAAGACUAAGCAUGGAAACAGUGAGAUCAUAUUCUAUUGCAACUCUUUUAUAGCAAGACCCACUGGAGAAAUUGUUGUGUCUGCUGAUGAUAAAGACGGAGCUGUUCUUGUAGCCCAAUUUGAUCUUUGACAAGAUCAAAUCCAAGAGACAUAGUUGGGGAGUAUUUUGUGAUCGGCGUCCAGAUUUAUACAAGUUGCAUGACGCAAAUGAAACUGGAAAUGUGGGAUCCUUGGACAAUGCCAAAUGCAAAUUGUUGAAUUGGGAUGGAACAAAAGUGGUGGUUGCGGAAGGCACAAUUGCAUCAACAAAUUCUAAAACAUUGGUACAUCACGUGCCUCUUGGUCCUGGGUGUUGGAAAGUAUGGGUUAAUUAUGUCAUAGUCAAUGCACCAUUGUUUCACCCUAAUCAUGAGAUAUUUGUGCUUGAGGAUGCUAUUGGAAGCACCGUUGCUUGGCCAACCCAUUUCAUUGGCUUUGACUUUAGAACUAACAUCUAUGGAUAGUUUUUGAGGACUUUAAUGAAUAAAUUUCUAUGAUUUUCGAAUAGUUUUGGGUAAUGUUUACAAACUUAUAUAUGCACAGUUUUGGAUGGUUUAUAACUUUUUUGAUAAUUUAGAAUUUAAGGAUAGUCCUUUUGGAUGUUUUUGAACUUGCAGUUAGGUUUUGGAUUUUUGGAAUGUAUAUAUUGGCAAUUUUUGAA
Camellia sinensis is the source of this 1922-nucleotide messenger RNA. Lineage: Eukaryota; Viridiplantae; Streptophyta; Magnoliopsida; Ericales; Theaceae. The record is from RefSeq and is a predicted model, not a curated record.